GACAGCAGCGCUGUCGUAAAAGGCGGUAAAGCAAAUAAUCAAAUCCUUGUUUUAUACACUAAAAUAGGAAAAACAUGGUUCUUUCAACCCAACAGAGUGAUGAUGGCCGGAGUCAUGUACUUCUAGGGAAACUGGACAAUGCCAGAACCAUGGCAAACAUUCUCAAAGCAAUCCACUUCAAAGAGUCAGCUAGUGUCUACGCAAGUGAGAAUGGACUAAAGUUUACUGUCGAAGAUGCAAAAUGUGUUCAGGCUAAUGCAUUUCUGCAAGGCAGCCUGUUCAGUGAAUUUAAGAUGCUGGAAGAGACAUCAAGCUUUAAGGUCAACCUGACUGUGCUUAUUGAUUGUCUGACAAUUUUUGGCACAAGUGCCACUCCCGGAGUAAUGACGACAUUGAAGCUGUCAUAUGACGGGUAUGGAUCACCGUUACGGCUUAUGCUGGAGGAAAUGGGGGUAACGACAGAUUGCAGCAUCAAGACCCAGGACGCUGAUGAGAGUCUAGAUUUUGACUUCUGCAGUGAAAACGUUGUAAACAAAAUCAUCAUGAAGUCAGAAUGUCUGAAGGAAGCAUUUGCAGAGCUUGACAUGUCAAGUGAUGUGCUGGAGAUCUUGAUGUCCCCAGACAAACCAUAUUUCAGGCUAUCGACGUUUGGCAAUGCAGGCAGUACACACGCUGAUUACUCUAAGGAGUCAGACAUGGUAGAAGCUUUCGAAUGUAAACGCACGACAUCUAACCGCUACAAGAUUGCGCUGCUGAAGCCAUCUGUGAGAGCGCUGGCCCAGUCAAGCAAGGUAUCCGUGCGCACUGACGAUCGUGGCUUCCUCUCCCUGCAGUAUCUGAUUCAGGUGGAUGAUGGACAAGUCUGUUUUGUUGAAUAUUAUUGCUCCCCCGAUGAGGAAUGUGACAACUGAUUUCUUCGUGAGUGAGGAAAUAGCUCAUUUUCAGUGAGACAAAGAGCACAGCAAAGCUGAUCCUCAGUAACCACUCAUCGGUCGGUCGGUCGAUCCGGACGCCUAUCUAACCUUGUCUGUAUAACAUUGGUUGCCGUAUCUGGAACUACUAGCCAUCCCAGAACGAGAUAAUAAUAUAAAAGAUUGAUAUUCCAGGGAAAAUACCAGUGAAAAUUGUAAAUAAUGUUUUCUUACCCAAACAUUGUGUAAUUUACUAUUUUCUGUCAUAAAAUAACCACCUUAUCACCACUACACAUACUUUGAGACUAUAGUGUAUAUUAUAUACCCUAUAAAUAGCAGAAAACGUGCAAAGUCAAUAAGAUUAGGAUGGAAUGUUUGAAUUGCCAAAUUUGAAAUCACCAGAUGAAAAUAGAGCAAUCUCUUGGUCUUUGUCUUGGCGAGAUCUACAGGUGUUUUGGUGUGGGUUCAUCAGGUUUGGUGUGGUAACAUCAGGUUUAAAUUCAUUUUUAUUGUGCAAUGAUUCUAUGAAAUGAAUACACUGUUAGGGCGUAAGGUAGAAAAUUAGUUCUAUUUUCUUAUUGGUAAACUAAUGCUGUCAAUUUCGGGUUGAUCCGAAUCUUAUGGGCAUGAACGCAUAUUAAACUAUGUGAUGCGAGUGCGGAAAAUAGAGGAUUUCUCUGUGGUUUAUUUAAUGCAUCAGUCACAUCAUGUAUAGCUCUACCUAGUGGGAUCUAUAUUACAGUCAUUUAUCAUUGUCAUAUCUAUCACUGACAAGUGUAUAGGCCAGGCAUGAGAUAUUGCUAUUUUAUUUAUUUAUAAUCACUUAGCUGUAUAAACUUUGUAAAUAUUCUGUAUUGGAAACACAUUUCGGUAAAUAUUUGUUAAGUCUGAAAUAAAAUAAUUUGUUAAUUUAUUUUAA
This is a messenger RNA of Priapulus caudatus, 1830 nucleotides long. Its product is annotated as cell cycle checkpoint protein RAD1-like. Lineage: Eukaryota; Metazoa; Priapulida; Priapulimorpha; Priapulimorphida; Priapulidae. The coding region runs from base 75 to 911 and encodes 278 amino acids. Gene Ontology annotation, cellular component: nucleus; checkpoint clamp complex. Gene Ontology annotation, molecular function: 3'-5' exonuclease activity. The transcript has 7 exons. The record is from RefSeq and is a predicted model, not a curated record. Gene Ontology annotation, biological process: DNA damage checkpoint signaling; DNA repair.